UUGUCCUCUUCUGCCGGAAGCGAAGACCAACACCACAACUCGGCUAACAUUUUACGGCCUGAAAUUAAUGUCGAAACCAAUUUCACAUUCCCGAACCCGAGACUAAAGAGCGCGUAUAUCGCCCUCAAGGCAUGGAAAAAGGCCAUAUACUCCGAUCCAUUGAACUUCACCGCAACUUGGGUUGGGCACGAUGUUUGCGCAUACAAUGGUGUCUUUUGCGCGAAAGCCCUCGAUAAUAACAACCUCACAGUAGUUGCAGGCAUUGACUUAAACCAUGGGGACAUCGCAGGCCAUCUCCCCUGUGAAAUCGAGUACUUAGUCGACAUUAGCCUUCUCCAUCUGAAUUCCAACCGAUUCUGUGGGAUAAUUCCCGAGGGCAUUAAAAAGCUCAAACUCCUAUACGAGCUCGACGUAAGCAACAAUCGAUUUGUGGGUCCUUUCCCGAAGCCUAUUCUCGAGCUCCCGGAAUUAAAAUACCUCGACUUGAGGUUCAAUGAUUUCGAAGGCGAGUUGCCGUGCGAGCUUUUCAACAAGCCACUCGACGCUAUUUUCCUCAACGACAAUCGAUUCCAAUCAACGAUACCCGAGAAUCUCGGCAACUCGCCGGCCUCGGUGGUGGUGAUCGCCAACAACAACAUAACCGGAUGCAUUCCGGCGAGCAUCGGAAAAAUGGCCGGAAAAUUAGACGAGUUGAUUUUCUCCGGCAAUGAUCUGUCCGGAUGCUUGCCGGAGGAGAUCACGUUAUUGAACACGACGACCGUUUUCGACAUUAGCGACAACGAGUUCGUGGGGGAUUUGCCCGUUGGGUUAGAGUAUCUGCAGAGCUUGGAGGUCGUUAAUAUCGCGGCUAAUAAGCUUCGAAGCAAGGUUCCGGACACGAUUUGCACGUUGCCGAGUUUAAAGAAUUUUACAUUCUCGUUUAACUAUUUUGAUGACAAGGAUGAGGAGUGUGACGCGAGUGCAUUGCCCGGGGUUAUUUUUGAUGAGGAGGAGAAUUGUUUUUCCGGGGAGAAAAAGCAGAGGUCGGAAAAGGAGUGCAGAUUAGAGUUGAGUAAGAAGAUUGAUUGUAGCAAGACGGGAUGCAGGGGCGGGGACAAGGGUAGCUCACCAAAACCAAAGCCAGAACCAACACAUCCUGACCCUCCAUCUCGAGCUUCGUCUCCAAAGGCGCAACCUCCUAAGGCCAGCACACCUUUAGCCCCCCCAAAGGAACAAUCUCCUAAAGCAGAAGCACCAAAGAUCGAAGAAGUACCUUCUCUUCCAAAGGCACAAUCUCCUACAACAGAUGUACCUCCUGCUCCAAAGGCUCAACCUCCUCAAACCCCGAAGGCACAACCUCCUAAGGUAAACGUACCAACUGUCCCAAAGGUACAACCUCCUAAAGCAGAUUUACAUCCAACUCCAAAGGCACAACCUCCAAUUGCUGACAUACCACCGAUUACAAAAGCACAACCUCCUAAGUCUAAAGUACCUCCUCCAGUCCCAGAGGAACAACCUCCAAAAACUAAUGUACCAUUGCCACCAAAGGUACAAUCUCCAAAGGCUGCUGUACCUCCCCCAACUUUGACACCACCAAAAGUAGUAAGCCCUCCUCAUAUUCCAACCCCAUCGGCUUCAAAUCUACAACCCCCAAAAUAUUCUAGCCCUCCGUCACCAGUACAAUCAGUCACCCCACAAUCACCAUCCUCAACCAUUCAUUUAUCACCACAAUUACCAUUCGACCACUCAUCUCCACCACCACUUAUUUCUUUGCAACCACCUUCAUCACCACAUCACGUGUUCUCUCCGCCACAUGUCCAAUCACCACAACUACUCUCUCCGCCACCGCCAGUUUUUUCACCACCACCUCCAAUCCGCUCUCCGCCACCUCCAAUCCACUCUCCGCCACCGCCAGUUUUUUCACCACCACCUCCAAUCCGCUCUCCGCCUCCUCCAAUCCACUCUCCGCCACCGCCAGUUGUUUCCCCACCACCACCAGUACACUCUCCGCCGCCACCAAUCAAUUUCCCGCCGCCGCCGCCACCUUCUUUAUCACCACCGCCUUUUGUUUUCCCUCCGAUGGUACUCCCACCUAUUUUGGGUGCCCAUUACGCAUCUCCGCCACCACCAGCUAUUCCAGGCUAUUGA
Molecule: messenger RNA, 2127 nt
Organism: Striga asiatica
Lineage: Eukaryota; Viridiplantae; Streptophyta; Magnoliopsida; Lamiales; Orobanchaceae
Source: the annotation of a GenBank genome assembly